AGGAUGCGUAAAGUAUGGAUUUUCUGUUGAACGUUAGUGUAGCGCAUUUGUGUCUGGCCUUCUGCGCGGACAUCCCGCCUCACUAUCAGGACCCCAGCCAGGGAAAAUGGCGGCGCCCACCCAAAUCGCCAGGGAGUUUGAAAACUGGCUGAACGAGCGGCUGGACUCCCUCGAAGUUGACAGAGAAGUUUACGGAGCAUAUAUACUCGGAGUGCUUCAGGAAGAGGAAAACGAUGAAGAGCAAAAGGACGCUCUUCAGGGCAUCCUGUCCGCUUUUCUGGAAGAAGACACGCUUGAGGAGGUUUGCCAGCAGAUCUUAAAACAGUGGACUGAGUGCAGCAGAUCUGCAGUGAAGGGUACUCCGGGAGAUGCUGAGGUUCAGGCUAUUGCCAGUAUGAUAGAGAAGCAGGCACAGAUUGUGGUCAAACAGAAGGAGGUGUCGGAGGAAGCCAAGAAGAGGAAAGAGGCUCUACUGGCACAGUAUGCUCAUGUCACAGAUGAGGAGGAUGAAGAUGAUGAGGAAGAACCAGCUGCAGUGGGUAUACCCAGUGAAAAAUCCCCAGCCCUGUUCAAAAACACCAAUGUGGAGGAUGUUUUGAACCGCCGCAAACAGCAGCGUGACCAGGCCAGAGAGGACGCAGAGAAGAAGAAAGAGCAGGACAAGAUGCAACGCGAGAAAGACAAACUGGCCAAGCAGGAGCGCAAGGACAAAGAAAAGAAACGCACACAGAAGGGAGAACGCAAGAGAUAGAGAGAAAAUUCAGAGCAAGAAAACUUUUGUGGACUGUACGAUACCAAGGUCAUUUAUCUACAAGAGAAAAAUACAAUGAGACCUCAGCAAACAAUGCCCCAACUAACAAUGUAUGCAUCCAUAUCCUGUUUUGGGUCCGAUAGUGCUUAUGGAAUGAUAAUGUUGGGCCGAUUUCGCUGUUUUCUUGGCUUGUAAAAAAACUAAUGGCAAACCAGCAAACUGAAUGAGAAUUGUAUCAUGACCCAUUGAUUUUUACAUGUGCUGACUGUUGUGCUACUUAUUUAAGGGUAAAUCUCACACACCCUGUCAAAAACAUGUUCAGGUUGCAUUUCAACCCAAAAAUCAUAAUUCAUAUUUUGGUUAAAAUAGUCAUUUCUGUGUUACAUGAAUAUUUAAAUUGUAAAGUAUAAUGUGGCUAUGCAAAAUAUCUUCAUAAUCCUAAAACAAGUUUUAUUUGCGUUUUGGUGCGUGUAUAUAAAUAUAUAUGAAGAGUUCAGAUGCAAAACCCUCUAAGUGCCAUCUAAAAUUUUCU
Molecule: messenger RNA, 1283 nt
Organism: Sinocyclocheilus grahami
Lineage: Eukaryota; Metazoa; Chordata; Actinopteri; Cypriniformes; Cyprinidae
Gene: ccdc43
Product: coiled-coil domain containing 43
Exons: 5
Coding region: 107-751 (214 amino acids)
Source: RefSeq, a predicted model, not a curated record